AUGUCAACAACGGAGAUAAUCGACGACAAGAGCCCGAUAUGCAUUCCAUUUAUACUCGAACGGUAUAAACACUAUAGGGCCUCUAACCCCAUUCGGCCCUUUAUAAUCGGACUUAAUGGCGUGCAAGGCGCCGGGAAGACGACUCUGGUAAAAGCCCUCGCCUGGGAGUUAGAAAAUCACCAAAACUUGAAAACUUUGGUCUGCAGUAUCGAUGAUUUCUAUUUGCGGCACGAAGAUCAAGCGGCGCUGGCAAAGUCUCAACCGGACAAUUUGUUAGUUCAGGUCCGAGGCGAGCCAGGUACACAUGACAUGAACUUAGCUCGAGAUUUCUUCACGGCUUUAUGUGAGGAUCGGCCGGUUAAGGUUCCUCAAUAUGACAAGUCUGCCUACUCAGGUCAAGGCGAUAGGGUCCCGGAAUCGCAAUGGAAGACCGUCAACGGCCCAGAUCAACCCAAGAUUCAGGUUGUCAUCUUUGAAGGUUGGUGUGUUGGCUUUCGAUAUCUAAGCCCCGUAGAGAUGUCACUCAAGUGGAAUUCGCCAACCAGAACACUACAUCAGCACCGUCUAGACCAUCUAAAUUUUGUUAAUGAACGUCUGCGUGACUACGAUACCAUCACAGACACGUUCAAUGCAUUCAUCCACAUCGACGCCGAAAAUACCGAGUGGGUGUACGACUGGAGGUUAGAGCAAGAGACCAUGUUGCGGAAAGAGAAGGGGGCAGGUAUGACGGACGAGCAGGUUGUCAAGUUCGUCGAUGCCUAUUAUCCUGCCUAUGAACUCUUCUCCGACAAACUUAGAGGUGGUCUGUUCGCCAACAGACUGGGAUGUCAGUUGAGAUUGAUUGUUGGUAAGGACAGAAAAGUCAAGCAGACAAUCAUCGUUUGACGCACGAGUAAGCGGGUAUCUUACCAAGUAGCCCGCCUCGCUUAAUGUGAAAAGGGCCGACAGUACCAUUUUUCGCCAUACAUAUAGAGCAGCGGUUUGAAAGCGCAGACGCCAUAGCUCCAGCCCAUUUUAUAGCAACAGCAAUCCCAUAGCCCGACUUAACACCGCC
Messenger RNA from Daldinia caldariorum, 1054 nucleotides. Its product is annotated as P-loop containing nucleoside triphosphate hydrolase protein. The record is from RefSeq and is a predicted model, not a curated record. The transcript has 2 exons. Bases 1 to 885 code for a protein of 294 amino acids. Gene Ontology annotation, cellular component: cytoplasm. NCBI's taxonomy places the organism in Eukaryota, Fungi, Ascomycota, Sordariomycetes, Xylariales, Hypoxylaceae.